GCGGAGGCCGCGCUGGCGGAGGCCCUCGCGAAGGCAGCCGCGCUGGAGGGCAGGCUCGCGGAGGCCGGGGCCCUGGAGCAGGAGCUGAAGGCCAGGGCCGCCGCGGCGGAGGCCCGGGCCGCGUCCCUGGAGGCGCAGCUCCGGGCCGCGCCCGAGGCGGGCGCACCUCGGAACGCCCCGGCGCCGCCGGCCGCCCCCGCGGGCGGCGCCGCGGGCGUGGCGAGCGUCGACCAGAUUCAGCCGCUGGUCCGGCUCCUCCAGGAGAGCGCGCCGACGACGCACAGGCGUGCUCCCAGGCGUGCAGGCGGCUGGAGGACCUCACGUUCACCAGCCCGGAGACGCGCCGCGAGGUCGUGCGGUGCGGAGGGGUGGAGGCCAUCAUCGGCAUGCUGGAGCGUCACUUGGAGACCAGCUACGAGUUGCUACAGCCAGGCGUGGACGUGUUGUGGAACCUCACGUUCGAGGAUUCGACGAGGCCGUGGACCGCGUGGUGGAGCAGCAGGGCAUCGACAGGGUGGCGAAGGUGAUGCAGGCGCACGCGGGCGCCAGCGAGCUGCAGGGCGGCGCCUGCGGCGUAUUGCUCAACUUGGCCGAGAGGGAAAAGCAUCGCUGGAAGAUCGAGAGCGGGGGCAUCGGCAUGGUCGCCGCCGCGAUGCAGCGGCACUGCCAGGACAUUCGGGACGAGGAGGUGCUGGAGCAGGGUUGCCAGGCUCUGUCUGGAUCCCGUCGCCCUGCCUCUGCUUCCCGGGAGGACCUGCGGCCCCACGUGCUGGCGGCCAGCGGCCGCGACGCCGCGGCGCUCGCGGCAUCCUACGCCCCGCCGGGCGGCGGCGGCUGCGGACGCGCGCAAAAGAUGGGCCGCAUGCUGCAGGAGGUGCUCGCGGUGGCCUGCUGACUGCCGGGCCCCCCUCCCGCGCAGCGCAUCCGCGGGCUCCUGCAGCGGCAGCGCCGUGCCCUCGAGCGAGGGCCGCGCCCCGCGCCGCCGCUCGUCGGCGGUGCGCGGCCAGGCUCGGCCCUGUGCCGACGCACGCCGGCGCCCGACGCUCGCCCUCCUUCCGCAGGUGCUGCUCCAGGUAGGAGCGAAAGAAGGACUCAUGAGUCCCUACAUCUCUUGCGCUCAUCCGAAUCCUCAGCAUUUCCCUCCUGCCGUCCAGCGUGCAGUUUUGUUUUUCCCGCGAUGGCGUCGGCGCCACGCCGGAUUCGCUAAUGAGGCGAGCUGCUUCUACACAGUUGGCCAGCAUUUCCUCUAUCACGAGGGUGGCGCCAGGGGAUCCAGCGAAGGGGAUCGGUCAGCGUCCCUCAGGACGAAGUAGAUUAAGUGCAGCCUUAGUGCGCUGUCUCUGCAUAGGUCUUGUCGGCUGAAUGGCUAGGCUGUCCUCUGCGUCGACUGCGAAUCAUGCAUCGACCUGGACUCACGCAGGAGAUGCAGCGAGGGCUUCAGUGCAGGGAAGCCCCGCGCUUUUUCAGCCCUCUGCCAUCAUGCUAUUCGUAGUAUAUCAGACCGCUGGCGAGGACCCUGCUGACACCUCCAA
Molecule: messenger RNA, 1532 nt
Organism: Prorocentrum cordatum
Lineage: Eukaryota; Dinophyceae; Prorocentrales; Prorocentraceae
Source: the annotation of a GenBank genome assembly